Molecule: messenger RNA, 2076 nt
Organism: Spirodela intermedia
Lineage: Eukaryota; Viridiplantae; Streptophyta; Magnoliopsida; Alismatales; Araceae
Source: the annotation of a GenBank genome assembly
AUGGCGCCGGCGCUCUCCUCCAGUUCCUUCCGGCUGGCCGCCGCGCAGCCGCAUGCCAAGUCCCACUUCAGAUCCUCCGCCCGCUCGGCCACCGCUGCCACCGUGUUCGCGAAGCUCGGUGGCGGGAAUGGCCCACCGGCGUUCCCCUCUUUCCGAAUUGGGGGGAGGGGGCGGCCGCAGGGAGAGGAAGACGAAGGGGCGGAGGCGGAGGGAGCGCCGAAGAAGAAUCCGUUCUUCCUGGACAUCGACUUCAGCAAGCUGGGGGAGGACGCCAGGUCGCUCGUGCCGGCGGCGGGGAAUGGCAGCAGCUCGAGCCCCUCUACGGCGCUGAUAUUCAGCAACCGGCGGCGCAAGGACCCCCUCACCGUCUUCGUCGCCGGCGCCUCCGGGCAGGCCGGAGUCCGCAUCACGCGGACUUUGCUGCGACGGGGCUUCUCCGUCCGCGCCGGAGUUCCCGACCUAGCGGCGGCACAGGAGCUCGCUCGGAUCGCCGCGCAGUACAAAGUGAGUGCCUCCCCUGCCGGGCCCCGCUCGCGCUACCCGGUAAUUUACAGUAUCUACGAGUGGUGAAUAUGGCCCACUGGGCGCGUUUCUUUAUUUGUCAAGAUCAUCACGCCGGAGGAGUCGAAGCGGCUGAACGCCGUGGAGUCGGGGUUUGGGGACGCCGAGUCGAUUGCGCGCGCCAUCGGGAACGCCACGAAGGUGGUGGUCACCGUCGGCCGCGGGGAGGACGGGCCGUCGGCGGCGGUCACCACCGACGAUGCCUUCCGGGUAGUGCAGGCGGCGCAGCUAGCGGGAGUGGGGCACGUCGUGGUCAUCUACGACGCCGCCGCGGGGUCGCCGGAGCCGUCCACCAACAACGUGCUCGAUGGGAUCACCUCCUUCUUCAGCAACAUUUUCUCCCCGGCGAAGCCGUCGCUGACCGUGGGACAGUUCCUGGAGAAGGUCGCGAAGGAGACGGAGGUCAGCUACACGCUCGUCAAGGCGAGCUUGGCCGACGACAUCGCGGCGGAGCAGGUCGAGCCCCGCGGUCUGGUGGUGGCUGGGGAAGGGACCGGAGCCGCUGCCGGGGCGGGCACCGCCGGCGACUACAAAGUACGGAACGAAAGUAAUGAGGGGGAAUUCAUUCCGGGAGGUCUUCCGUGUUAGCCUUCCAUAGUGAGGAGGAAUUCAUUCCUCCCGUUUCCAGGCUUUUCUGACUUGGGUCUGUCUUCCUCCUCGACAGGUCCCCAAGUCGCAGAUCGCGUCUCUCGUCGCUGACGUAAUGAGCAACGUCUCCGUUGCGGAGAACAAGGUCAACGCUUUACGUCCUCCACGUGGCUUGUGAAUAGAAGCUGCAGCUUGACUCCGUCCGGAAGCUCGUUGGAAAUUGAUCCCUCCUCGCUCUGGCUGUUCUCAGGUGGUGGAGGUCUCUGCGAGGUCGACGGCUCCCUCGAGGCCCAUCAACGAGCUUUUCAGGUGAGUCCCCCCCGUCCUGCAGAAAAUGGGGUCUCUUCGUUCCCCAGUGCCGUAGAGAAUCACGAUGAGAGCUUCGCGUUUGGCAGCGCCAUCCCGGAGGACGGGAGGCGGAAGGCGUACAAGGAAGCAGUGGCGAAGGCGAAGGCAGAGGAGGAGGCGCUGAUAGCCUCGGAGAAAGCUCGCGAGGCGGCAGAUAUGGCGAAGAAGCUCGAGGAGGAGAUGAAGAAACUGUCGGAGCAGGAAGCCCAGGCGGCGAACCUGGCGGACGAGGCCCGGAAGAAGGCACUGGAGGCGGGGGCGUCCAUGGAGAGCAUCCUUGCCAAGGCGAAGGGUAUCAGUGGGGACUUCUCCUGGGAUAAACUGGGCUCACAGUUCGCGACGGCCAUUGCCCAGAGAUCCGAGGAGAUCCCCAAGACCCAGGUCGCCACCGUGCGGGGCCAGGCCAAGGCCCGGGCCUUGCCGCCGCUGAAGGCCGUCGUCAGGAGCCCUCCGCCGAAGCCCACCCCGAAGCCGGCGCCACCAAGAGCCAGACCCAGCCCGACGACGCAGAAGCCAGAGGUCAAGAAGGUCUUCGGUGGCCUCUUCCGACAGGAAACCAUCUACGUAGACGACGACUGA